Molecule: messenger RNA, 1371 nt
Organism: Rhizoctonia solani
Lineage: Eukaryota; Fungi; Basidiomycota; Agaricomycetes; Cantharellales; Ceratobasidiaceae
Product: Retrotransposon gag protein
Exons: 1
Coding region: 1-1371 (456 amino acids)
Molecular function (GO): zinc ion binding; nucleic acid binding
Source: RefSeq, a predicted model, not a curated record
AUGGUUGCCCAGAACAUGAUAAUUUUAAAAAAAGAAUUCUCUCAACUACAGGGAUCCUAUGGCGCGCAACAUGAUCAAAUUGCGUUGUUAAGGGCAGAAUUAGAGGAACAUUGGGAGCAAUCACGUAAUCAACAUAUCUUCUAUUCCAAUCAAAUCCAAGGAGCCGCCGCUUCCAUUGAGGCUGUGCAGAAUCAGCUAUUACAUAUGUCCACUAUUUGCCCUACAGCUCCUCCCCCACCUGCUCCAUCUGGCACAGCCGCCUCCACUAAUCCCCUACCGGCUCCAACAUCUUCCAAUUCAGAUUUAAAGUUUGCCAAGCCCAACAAGUUUAGCAGCAAAAAAGAAGACGCCCUCAAUUUCAUCAUUGCCUGCCAAGCUUAUAUAAGAGCAAAGGGGGCCAACCAAUCCCACAAAGAAAAGAUUUUGUGGGUUACAUCAUAUUUUGAAGGAGCAGCUGAAGACUGGAUUUGCCCAUACAAAGAAAGGAAGGUGUUUAGGGGGGAAGCAGUCCCCUUACUAGAAGAUAUUGAUGUAUUUUGGGCGGAAUUUACCAAGCACUAUGUGGACACAAAUUGCAACAAAAAGUACCGCCAGAAAUGGAACAAUUUGCAACAGAAGGUUUUGGUCCAGGAAUAUACUUGGGAAUUUCAACAAUACUCUGUCUCCUUGGGAUAUAGCAAUGAGACUCUGCGCAACAAGUACUACAAUGGACUUAAGAAUGAUAUUAAGGACAUUAUGCUUUCUACCAUGUUCCAAUGGCGUUGCGCUACUGCUCAACAAGUUUAUGACAAGGCAGAAGAAAUUGCCAACCACAUUGAAUCCACUUGUCUAUCCAAUCCCUCUGUCUCUACUGCUUGCGUUACUUCCACCGCUGUUCCCACUUCCACUUCCAAUCCCACUCCUACGCGUACUUGUCUUAAUGUUGGGGAUAAUGUUUACAUGAUUGACCCUACCACUUGCCGCGCCAAGAAAGGCGCCAUUACUUCAAUUGUGCGCACAACUUUGGGUAAUAUGCCAAAUGUUAGGUGGAACGGAGAAUCUAAAGACACAAUGAUUCCAUUCCCCUCUCUCAAAAAAGAUGAAUGCCCCGCCGCUGCUGCACCUGUUAAAACCAUCAUCGCGCCCACUCCCGUUCUAGCCCCAAACUCUAAAGGUCCAGGCCCCAUGGAUCUUGAUGGAAGAGGAUUUUCAAACCUUACAUGCCAUGUAUGCGGUGGUAAAGGGCAUUUUGCGCGCAACUGCCCUUCUGAGCCCAUGUCUGGACAUGUGGCUAAUGUUGAGUGGUCCUGGGAAAGGCCCAAGGAGGAAAAUUGUAUUGAAGUUGUUUCUGAGGAGGAGGAGUCGGGAAAAGGAAAAGCCAAGGCCAACUAA